AUGUCUGCGGCAAUAUCUGUGCCGCAUCACACGCUCAAGGAGUCGCCCAACUCGCGCGCCAUCGAGAUCGGGGACUGGGUGAUCACCGCACGUACGAACCCGAUCUCAAAUGCGGGCGAGCUCGACUCGCUGCAGGCGAACGUAGGCGGGAUCCCGUUGCCCGAGAUGACUUUCGGGAACAACUCGUUGGAGUUGAAGCAUAACGCGAGUGGCUGGCAAUGUUUGUUCGACACAGAGGAGGCCUUGAAGGGUGUAAAGAAUGGCGAGCUCGCGGAGGGAGAUGGCGGGGUAAAAGUCGGCUAUGCGGAUGCAUGGCUGAAGAGCCGCACAGGACCAUCGUCUGAGUUGCCGAUGCCCAAGACCGUAGCCACAAAACCGUACGACUGGACGUAUACCACCGUAUAUGCGGGCCACCAAAUGUCGUCAAACCCUAUCCUAUGGCAGCUUGCUGAUCUAGACAACCCUUCCCAUACCAUCCCCCUUGCUGAGCUAACGCGGCAAGAUCCCAUUCUGUUCUAUGCGGAGAUACCCCUCUACGAGGACGAGCUCCAUGACAAUGGCUCAUCGCACAUCCUCGUCAGGAUUCGCGUCAUGCCGACGUGCUUCUUCAUUCUCUCACGUUUUACGCUCAGAGUCGAUAAUGUUCUUUUCCGGACAUACGACACGAGAAUAUACCACUCCUUCACCUCAUCGCUUCCACUGGUAGUUCGCGAGACAAGUGGAUGGGAGGCCCCGUACGAUUGGGUGAAGCGUAGGCUGCCUAAGCGGGAAGAUUUGACUCCUCUAACAGAUGCGACCUGGGUCGCCAAGGUGUUAACUGAGAUGCCCUCAGAGGUAUCUCAGCAGGCGGGAGCGGGCACGAAAUGGAGGGGGCUAGGCACAAGAAUGGAGGUCGCUGUAUUGAAGAGACCUGAAGGUGACGCAUAA
Molecule: messenger RNA, 927 nt
Organism: Postia placenta MAD-698-R-SB12
Lineage: Eukaryota; Fungi; Basidiomycota; Agaricomycetes; Polyporales; Adustoporiaceae
Exons: 5
Coding region: 1-927 (308 amino acids)
Biological process (GO): TOR signaling
Cellular component (GO): cytosol
Source: RefSeq, a predicted model, not a curated record